AGACAGACCACAUGUUUCCUAUCUUGGAAAAUGGUACCACUUCCUUGUGCAAGCCUACCCCUGUUCCCUCACCCCUCGUUCAGUCCAACAGCAAAUCUGUCCAGUCUUCUAACUGUAUCUCAGGUUCAUUAGCCCCGCUUCCUCGUCCCUGCUCGUCUUCUGCCGGACCAGUCCGCCAUCUUGUGACCGGACUCGGGAAUAGCGUCCUACUUCCCGGCGGCCUCCACUCUUGACCCAAAUGCAAUGUGCAGCCAUGGCAAUCUUUUAUAAACAGAAAUCCGAUCAAGUUACUCCUCUGCCGAAAUCCCUCUGGUCAGUGGUUUAACUGUCGAGGUGCUCCUGGCAGCACUCUGCCCUCCCCACAUCAUUGCUGGUGGACUUGUCUCCCCUACUAGACUGUGCCCUGUGAGGGUGGAGACUUUGUGCAGGGUUGUAUCCCCAGCAUCUGAUGCAGUGAUUCAAUAAACAUCUGUCCAAUUAAUAGGAAAGACAGUUCCUUUUCUCAUUCCCCUAUUGCUGGUCCCCUGCCCUCAAGCAGGAUGUUAUGCCCCAGAGUGGCUGUGGGUGCGAACAUUCUGCCCCUCUGGCUGGUCUGGCACUGAUUUCCACCCUGAGCUGGUGUUGCCUCUCUCCUUCCUCUUGGCCAACCUCUCUUCCACCAAUAUAAGCCCAAACUGGAGGCCAGCAGGCAGUCAUGCGUUUUAUGGCAGGCCCUGCAGGGAGCCAGAGUCUGGGUCCCCUGUGCUUCCACAGCAGCCCCCAAGCCCUCUACACGGUCCUCUUAAUAGUGCUGGUCAUGAUGAGCUUGGUGUUUGGUAAGUUUGUUCCUGUCAAUUGGGAACCCCCUCAACCACUUCCAUUCCCCAAAUACCUGCGCUGCUACCGAUGCCUCUUGGAGACCAAGGAGUUAGGGUGCCUUCUGGGAUCUGACAUCUGCCUCACCCCAGCUGGCAGCAGCUGCAUCACUCUCCACAAAAAGAACAGCAGCGGUUCUGACGUCAUGGUGAGUGACUGCCGAAGUAAGGAGCAGAUGAGUGAUUGUUCAAAUACCCGAACUUCUCCGGUGUCUGGCUUCUGGAUAUUCUCUCAAUACUGCUUCCUGGAUUUCUGCAAUGACCCUCAAAACAGAGGGCUCUAUACUCCUUAGUGUGACUGCAGCAAACUUUGGUGUAAAAUUCCACCAGUUUCCAGCCACCUUCCUGACUUCUAUCUGGGCUUGGCCAGGACUUCUAGUCCCUCAUACCAGCCCUCCUUGCCUCCCUCCAGCCACUGGACCCCAGCCUUGGCUCUUCCUCUUGGUUGACGCCCUUCAGCACACUUACUGCUACUCUGUACCCCCAGCCCUACUGCCCACCAGGUUUCCUCUCUUGUCCCCUAGUCCCUGGAUGUUUCUCCCAAAUAAAUUUGUGUGUAAACUGUU
Molecule: messenger RNA, 1420 nt
Organism: Homo sapiens (human)
Lineage: Eukaryota; Metazoa; Chordata; Mammalia; Primates; Hominidae
Gene: LY6G5C
Product: lymphocyte antigen 6 family member G5C
Exons: 3
Coding region: 695-1147 (150 amino acids)
Cellular component (GO): external side of plasma membrane; protein-containing complex; extracellular region
Molecular function (GO): identical protein binding
Source: RefSeq, marked validated